Molecule: messenger RNA, 6513 nt
Organism: Oncorhynchus nerka (sockeye salmon)
Lineage: Eukaryota; Metazoa; Chordata; Actinopteri; Salmoniformes; Salmonidae
Product: acetyl-coenzyme A thioesterase
Exons: 12
Coding region: 4330-6216 (628 amino acids)
Biological process (GO): acyl-CoA metabolic process
Cellular component (GO): extracellular exosome; cytosol
Molecular function (GO): acetyl-CoA hydrolase activity; lipid binding; fatty acyl-CoA hydrolase activity
Source: RefSeq, a predicted model, not a curated record
CAAAUAUGCGGAAUGGGUGACAUGUCUGAUGAGUAUGCAGGCCAUGGAAGAACUGGGACAUUUUCAUUUCAGCUUCCAGGAAUUGCGUACAGAUCCUUGCGACAUGGGGCCGUGCAUUAUGAUGCGGAAACAUCUCUGUGCAUUCAAAUUGCCAUCGAUAAAAUGCAAUUGUGUUCAUUGUCCGUAGCCUAUGCCAGUUUAUGCCUGCCCAUACCAUAACCCCACAGGCACCAUGGGGCACUCUAAUCACAACAUUGACAUCAGCAAACCGCUCGCCCACACGACGCCAUACACGCCAAACUACAGUCAGGCCAAGACCCUGGUAAGGACGACGAGCACACAGAUGACCUUCCCUGAAACGGUUUCUGUCUGCCAUGUGCCCGGUACAGUUGAAACUGGGAUUCAUCCAAGAAGAGCACACUUCUCCAGCGUGCCAGUAGCCAUUGAAGGUGAGCAUUUUCCUAUGAUGCUGAACUAGUCAGGCCAAGACCUUGGUGAGGAGAACGAGCACACAGAUGUGCUUCCCUGAGACGGUUUCUGACAGUUUUUGCAGAAAUUCUUCAGUUGUGCAAACCCACAGUUUCAUCAGAUGUCCGGGUGUCUGGACCCAGAUGAUCCCGCAGGUGAAGAAGCCAGAUGGGGAGGUCCUGGGCUGGCGUGGUUACACGUGGUCUGAGGUAGUGAGGCCGGUUGGACGUACUGCUAAAUUCUCUAAAACAACAUUGGAGGCGGUUUAUGGUUCAGAAAGGAACAUUCAAUUCUCUGGCAACAGCUCUGGUGGACAUUUCUGCAGUCAGCAUGCCAAUUGCACACUCCUUGAGAUGUGUUGGGUGACAGAACUGCACUUUUUAGAGUGGCCUUUUUUGUCCGCAGCACAAGGUGCACCUGUGUAAUGAUCAUGCUGUUUAAUCAGCUCCUUGAUAUGCCACACCUGUCAGGUGGAUACAUUGUCUUGGAAAGGGAGAAAUGCUCACUAACACAUUUUAGAGAAAUAAUAUUUUUGUUCAUAUGGCAACGUUCUGGUUUGUUUUAAUUCAGCUCAUGAAACCUGGGACCAACACUUUACAUAUUGCAUUUAUAUUUCUGUUCAGUGUAGCUAGCUAGCAUGCAUGCUUUGUGUAUUCUUGUCGCAAUAUUGCGGUUCUACAUUGAUGUAGCUAACUAGCUAGAUUGUAAACCUUAAAAUGUUUGACCAACGUUCAACAAUCCUGGAAGUGAGAAGGCAAUAUCGUUUUUUCUCUCCAAAAAGCGGUCUGCUUUCAAGCUUGUUUGACACCGAAGCGACAUCAAGUGAUCUGCUGUGUUGAGGGGCAAACAAGUUUUUUUUAUAGCAGAGAUUUUGGUUGAAUGCAGAACUUAAAAGUUAACACAGACAUCAGCUUUAGGGAAUGGUAAUAUGAUGGCCAACAAAGUAUGCAAAUGAGAUCAGCUGUGCGGGUGAUUGUAUGUGAUUGUUUAUUAAGGAGAGAUCAGCUGGCGAUAACCUGGUAGUCAUCGAUGGUUGCAAUAGGCCCAUUCUGUUCAAGGUUUUCAAUGUUUCUGAGAAAGUUUAACAAAUUAAAAGAGCACUCUCAAAACAAAACACGUUUCUUACCAAGGCUCCGGGAUCUCGUUUGCGGAGGGGGAAUGAGACAACAUCCAAUCAGAUUUGGAGUUUACACACUGCCCCUUCUGCUAUACUGACGGAGUUUCAAGAUAAUAUCCCCAACAUGUGGUUUCACUAAUAUAUCUUUCAGGAUGAGUGAAUUAAUUGAAUUCCUUCAUGUAUUCAUUUGCCUAGAUAAUUUAAAAACACAAGAGUUUGUCAUUCCACAGCUCAUGUUUGUUUUAUUGCUAUCUUGAUCGGGGGCCUGGAUGAUAGCAAAGAGCACCUUUUGUCUCGCUUGGCACAUACUCUAUUCAACAUCUAGUCCACGUUGUUUCAACGUAAUUUCGGUGUAAAUGACUUGGAAACAAUGUUGAUUCAACCAGUGUGUGCCCAGUGCGGUAACCAGCCCACUUCACCCAGUUCCUGAUCAAACAGUAGAUUGAAGAUACACUACAUGACUAUAUCAGCCUCCACUCUUCUGGCAAGGCUUUCCACAAGAUGUUGGAACAUUGCUAAGCAUUAGUGUGGUCGGGCACUGAUGUUGAGCGAUUAGCCCUGGCUCGCAGUCGGCGUUCCAAUUCAUCCCAAAGGUGUUCGAUGGGGUUGAGGUCAGGGCUCUGUGCAGGCCAGUCAAUUUCUUCCAUACCAAUCUCGACAAACCAUUUCUGUAUGGACUUGGCUUUGUGCUUGGGGGUAUUGUCAUACUGAAGUAGGAAAGGGCUUUCCCCCAAACUAUUGCCACAAAGUUGCUGUAGCGUUAAGAUUUCCCUUCACUGGAACUAACGGGUCUGCCCAAACCAUGGAAACCAACCCCAGACCAUUAUUCCUCCUAUGGCAGCGAGCUUUACACCCCUCCAGCCGACGCUUGGCAUUGCACAUGGUGAUCUUAGGCUUGUAUGCGGCUGCUCGGUCACUCCCUACGAACAGUUAUUGUGCUCAUGUUGCUUCCAGAGGCAGUUUGGAACUCGGUAGUGAGUGUUGCAAACGAGGACAGACGCACUUCAGCGGUCCCGUUCUGUGAGCUUAUGUGGCCUACCACUAAGCGUUGCUGCUCCUAGACGUUUCCUCUUCAAAUUAACAGCACUGACAGUUGACUGAGGCAGCUCUAGCAGGGCAGAAAUAUGACAAACUGACUUGUUGGAAAGGUGUCAUCCUAUGACAGCGCCACGUUGAAAGUCACUGAGCUCUUAAGGCCAUUCUACACUGUUUAGCUAUUGAGAUUGCAUGGCUGUGUGCUAGAUUGUAUACACCUGUCAGCAACGGAUGUGGCUGAAAAAAAACGAAUUAACUCAUUUGAAGGGGUGUCCACAUACAUUUGUGUAUAUAUAUAGUGAUCUAAUCAAUGUCCAACUGCAAUGUCCAACUGAUGGCCCCAUGUCCCCUACAAGUUAGAAUGACACUCCAUAUCACAUGGUCUCUGCUAAUAAAUGUAUCAAAAUUGAAUAAAAAAGUCUUUAUGAAUGAAGAAAGCAUCCAAUAGAUCAUCGAUUCUUGAAAGCUGGGACAAUCUUUUUCCGACAGGGACAUUUUUUUAUAGUUGAAAAAAAUAUGUAUUUUGUUGCAUUAUUUGAGCUUAACAUUUUAAUUUAGGGGUAUCUAUGAGGGAAAAUAUUUUGGGGGGAUAUUCUCAAAAUACUGGUGAUACUAUUCAUUUCCAUGUCGGCUCUAUGCUUGGAAAUACCCUUGUCCGGAGCCAAGGAGACCAGUUUCAAACUCUCCCAAAAAGGGUUUAAAAUUCUAAAACCUGUCAAUAAUGGAUGCAAACAGAAAAAAUGAUCAUUUGACUUUAAAUCAUAUUUAUCUCAAAAUGUUGAUUCCUAAAAGAUGUGUUGGGAGAUUUGGUUAACUCCAUCAGACUUGCCUAUAACCCUAAAGGAAUCAGAAAUGAGCAGGGUCAGCCAUACCAUAAGGACCCCUUAUUGUAUUGCAUAUUUAAAUAAUUUAAUUUUAGAAUGAAAUAAUCAAGGCAUUUAAACACUUGUUGGACAGGAAUUGUAAAAUUCUGACGGAGUGUCUGACGGAGUUGACAUAAAUCCAGUUAGUUGCAUUUUCUGAGAGAAACGUGGAGGUUGUUCCUUUACAUGGUGUGAUAGCUGAUACUUUGGUCUAUCUUCAAGGAGGUCUGCUUGCUAGCUAGCAUCCAAAGUUAUAUGUAAAAAAAAAUAGAAAACAGCUGUAUGAUUUAGUUUUCUCUGUUUCUCCUAAAACUAAAUGAUAAGGUAGGCUAUAAUCAUCCCUUGUAGUUACUGCAGUCUGCAGAUAGAUAUUAUUGGUCUAUUCCGGGGUCACGAGUACUAUCAGCACACCGGGCUGUCAGAGUCCAUCUGUAGUGUGUGCUAGGUAUGUGUGUGCGCACGCACGUUUGUGUACCAGCCAAGUUUCAAGAAUGUAGAGGAUUGUGUGUCAUAUCAUGUGACUGAGUUUGGCUCUGUUUGGUGACCGUUUCCAGUCCAGUUUUCCAUCUCUCUUGCCAGACCCCCCAAAGUCGGAGUGUGUCCUCAAAUUGAGUGAGAACUAUGAUUGAAACUCAUUGCCACAGUGUGUAACGGUGUGUGUUUACGUCAUAGGGCUUAGAGCCGCAGAUAAGAUUUACCACAGAUAAGAUUUACAGACGGAGAGAGGGAAGGAGGGAGGGACAGAGUGGUGUUACACUGCCAUCUCGCUCACUCGCUCUCACUCAGGGACUCAGAUAGGCUGGUAUACUGAUUUUCUCUGCACUUACUCAGAGAAGCAACAGGGUCAUGAUGACCCAAAGCCUCCAGAAUGGCUUCACUCUGGACAACCACUACCUCCGGGAUCUGAAGGGGCCUGUCCCUGUGCCCACUCAAUAUGCUCCGAGCCUGGGUGUACACCGGGGGUCAUGCCCUGUGGAGCCCCAUAAGGACCAAGAGAUCCAGAAGCAUCGGUCUGCUCAGGCUGCUCCUCUCCUGGGCUCAUGUCGUGUGCAAACCCCUGCACCUAUGGAUGUCCAGAUGUGCCAGUCUAUACAGCCAUGCCAUGCAGAUCACCAAGGAGACCUGAGUGCUGGGCAGCUACUCAAAUGGAUGGACACAAUCGCCUGCCUCGCUGCUGAGCGUCAUGCUGGGAUGGCAUGUGUCACACUAUCCAUGGACGACAUCCAGUUUGAGGAGACUGGAAGGGUUGGUCAGGUGAUCACCAUCAAGUCCAAAGUCAACAGAGCGUUCACCACUAGCAUGGAGGUUGGAAUCCGUGUGUCAGUGCAGGAUGUGAGGGAACAUGUGGAGAGGUUGGUAUGUGUGGCCUACUCCACCUUUGUUGGAAAGCCAGCGGGACCACAGAAAGUGUUGUUGCGGCCGGUGGAGGAUCUGUGUUCUGCAGAGGAGCAGCUGCAGCAUUCUCUGGCCUCAGAGAGACGGAGACUUCGCCUUUACAAUGAACAGACCUUCAGUACCUUGCUACAAGACUACCACACACUAGCCAACGGUAACUAUUCCUCUCCGGGUGUGUGUAGCAGGAGAGACCCGCUGUCUGCUGUGUCCACAGAGUUCACGCGUGUAGAGAGCAUCGAGCUGGUACUGCCUCCACAUGCUAAUCACCAUGGCAACACCUUCGGAGGACAGAUCAUGGCCUGGAUGGAGAAUGCAGCCACAGUGGCAGCCAGUCGUCUGUGUGGCUGCUUCCCCUCUCUGAGGUCUGUAGACAUGUUCCGCUUCAGAGGGCCCUCCUCUGUAGGUGACAGACUGGUCUUUAAGGCUGUGGUCAACAACACAUUUAACAACAGUAUCGAGGUAGGUGUCCGAGUGGAGGCCUAUAACUGUGAGGAGUGGACCGCGAACAAACCGCGUCACAUCAACAGUGCCUUCCUCAUCUACCAGCUAGCUAACACACCUGGUGACGUACCUGCCUUCCCCCAAGUCACAUACACCACUCAGGACGGGGAGAGAAGAUAUCUGUCUGCCAUUGUCAGGAAGAGAAUACGCAUGGCUAGAAAGCACAUCCUAUCCUGUAAGGAGGAGGCUCCCCUCUCUGUCCCCUGGGACAAAAGCAACCAGGUGUAUCUGGGCUAUAACAAUGUAGCAGCUCUGACUGUACUGGCUGGGAAACAAGACUGGGAAGCCAGCAGCAUCAGUGACAGAGUCGCUGUGUAUGUCCAUGAGGAGGUGGAGCUGCUUUGUGUCCAAGUUCAGAUGGAGGUCAUGACCUCUGCCCUCCAUGCCUUCACCUUACUGGCUGACCUCACGCUGCGACCUCUUUGGGAUAAACACUACCUGAGCUGUGAGGAGGUGGAGAGGGCGGAUGAGGAAGAGACAGUAUAUCAUAUUAAAUGCCCCCCCAUCAAUGGAGGCAAGAGCCGUGACUUUGUGUUCCUGCUAUCAAAGAGGCAGCCCUGCAAAGACGGUGACCCCUAUGUGGUGGCCCUGAGGUCGGUAACUGUGACAACAGUUCCCCCUGUGGAGGGUUUCCUCCGUAGCGAGGCCAAGUGUGCAGGUUUCCUCAUCCACAGCCUGGGACUCAACAGCUGCAAGGUGUGUUACUACAACCAGGUGACGUCAGGUGUUUUGCCGUAUGUAGCAGGUAACCUGGCAGGCUGGUCCAAGUCUAUGGAGGAGACGGCUAGCGCAUGUACCACCUUCCUGGAGAGAGACCUCAUCACUACCCUCUACUGACUCACACACUAAGCAUCAGUCUAUGAUGGUGAACUGACACAGCAGCACAGAUUCUAACAGUACAGAACUGUCCAUGGCUGCUAAUACAGGUGUUACAUUUACAGUUACCCAAAAUGUAUUUGUGACGUUUCUGUAACAAUUCAGAGCAAAUUUAGCUCAUGUAUGUGGUGUAGGUCUUAUUUAAUUAUUUUUUCUAUAAAUAUUUCAGAUGUUGAUGCGAGUAAUGUACAGUGACAUAAUGAUACUCAUAAUGACAAAACCUAUUCUGUAAAUAACAAAUAAAAGCUAAAUGUUUUA